AGCGCUCUUGUGGGGCGGGGGUGGUGCCACAGUCUCCUUUCAAGGGAAUCCUCACUUUCUGAUGCCUGGUGGCGCCCUCAGAUGGCUUCCCAAGCAUGUUCUGGGUCUGAGGUUAUUGUUUCCAGUGUGCUCAACCUUUCCGCAGAUGUCACUGAACUGUGCUUCGCCUGGCCUUCAGGGCAUUGACCCGUCAGCAAAUAGAUAAUGUUUUCAAAAAAGCUUGAAUUCUGUUCAGUGUUUUAUAAUGAUGAAAACUGAAGUUGGAAAAGGUGGUAAAACGCUUUGUCUCUCCACAGUAGAGUCUCUUGUUCUCUGGCUUUCUCAAGUUCACGCUCACAGGGUUAUUGGCUGCAGAUUGCAAUGUCUGACUCAGUAAUUCUUCGCAGUGUGAAGAAAUUUGGAGAGGACAAUUAUGGUUUUGAGUCAGACAGAUUCUAUAACAAUGAUAAGAAUUCAAGGUUACAAGAUGAGAGGAAAGGUGACAGCAGUCAAGUUGGCUUCUUUCAAUUGUUUCGAUUUUCUUCAACGACUGACAUUUGGCUGAUGUUUGUGGGAAGUUUAUGUGCAUUUCUCCAUGGACUAUCCCAUCCAGGAGUGCUGCUCAUUUUUGGCACAAUGACAGAUGUUUUUAUUGACUACGACACUGAAUUACAAGAACUCAAGAUCCCUGGAAAAGCAUGUGUAAACAACACUAUAGUAUGGAUCAACAGCUCCCUUAACCAGAGUGUGACCAAUGGAACGCGGUGUGGGUUGCUGGACAUUGAAAGUGAAAUGAUCAAAUUUGCCAGUUACUAUGCUGGAAUCGCUUUGGUAGUACUUAUCACAGGAUAUAUUCAAAUAUGCUUUUGGGUGAUUGCUGCAGCUCGUCAGAUACAGAAAAUGAGAAAAAUUUCCUUUAGGAAAGUAAUGGGAAUGGAAAUAGGAUGGUUUGACUGCAAUUCCGUGGGAGAGCUGAAUACAAGAUUCUCUGACGAUAUUAACAAAAUCAAUGAUGCCAUUGCGGACCAAAUGGGCAUUUUCAUUCAGCGCAUGACCACGAGCAUCUGUGGGUUCCUGUUGGGAUUUUACCAGGGUUGGAAACUGACCUUGGUCAUUAUCUCUGUGAGCCCUCUUAUCGGGAUUGGAGCAGCCAUCAUUGGUCUGAGUGUGUCCAAAUUUACUGACUAUGAAUUGAAGGCCUAUGCCAAAGCUGGGUCAGUGGCUGAUGAAGUCAUUUCAUCUAUGCGAACAGUGGCUGCUUUUGGUGGUGAGAAAAAAGAGGUUGAAAGGUACGAGAAAAAUCUCGGUUUUGCCCAGCGUUGGGGAAUUAGAAAAGGGAUCGUGAUGGGAUUCUUUACUGGAUUCAUGUGGUGUCUCAUCUUCUUCUGUUAUGGACUGGCCUUCUGGUACGGCUCCAAACUUGUCCUAGAUGAUGGAGAAUACUCAGCAGGAACCCUCGUCCAGAUUUUCCUCAGUAUUCUAGUAGGAGCUUUAAAUCUUGGCAAUGCUUCUUCUUGUCUGGAAGCCUUUGCAACUGGGCGUGCAGCGGCCACCAGCAUUUUUCAGACAAUAGACCGGAAACCCAUCAUUGACUGCAUGUCAGAGGAUGGUUACAAGUUGGAUCGAAUUAAAGGUGAAAUUGAAUUCCAUAACGUGACCUUCCACUAUCCUUCCAGACCAGAGGUGAAGAUUUUAAACAACCUCAGCAUGGUCGUUAAAUCAGGGGAAGUGACUGCUGUGGUAGGACCCAGCGGAUCCGGGAAAAGCACAGCCCUGCAGCUUAUUCAGCGUUUCUAUGACCCCAGUGAAGGCAUGGUGACUUUGGAUGGCCAUGACAUUCGCUCUCUUAAUGUUCAAUGGCUUAGAGCUCAGAUUGGGAUAGUGGAGCAGGAGCCUGUUCUGUUCUCUACCACCAUCGCAGAGAACAUUCGCUAUGGCAGAGAGGAUGCAACAAUGGAAGAUAUCAUUCGAGCUGCCAAGGCAGCCAAUGCCUACAACUUCAUCAUGGACCUGCCACAGCAAUUUGACACUCUUGUUGGAGAAGGAGGAGGCCAGAUGAGUGGUGGCCAGAAGCAAAGAGUAGCCAUUGCCAGAGCCCUUGUCCGGAACCCCAAGAUCCUGCUUUUGGACAUGGCCACCUCGGCACUGGACAACGAGAGUGAAUCCAUGGUGCAAGAGGCGCUCAGUAAGAUCCAGCAGGGACAUACGAUCAUUUCGGUGGCUCAUCGCUUGUCCACAGUCAGAGCUGCAGAUGUCAUUAUUGGUUUUGAACAUGGUAGAGCAGUGGAAAGAGGCACCCAUGAGGAGCUGUUGGAAAGGAAGGGAGUCUACUUCACUCUAGUGACUUUGCAGAGUCAAGGCGACCAGGCUGCCGCUGUCAAAGGCACAAAGGGGGAAGAUGAAACUGAUGGGGCCUCACCUGUCAGCAAACAGACCUUUUGCAGAGGGAGCUACCAAGCUAGUUUAAGAGCUUCCAUCCGAGAACGCUCCAAGUCUCAGCUUUCUUACCUGGUACACGAACCUUCAUUAACUGUUGUAGAUCACAAGUCUACUUACGAAGAAGACAGAAAGGACAAGGACAUUCCUGUGGAAGAAGAAAUUGAACCUGCGCCGGUUAAGAGGAUUCUAAAAUUCAAUGCUCCAGAGUGGCCCUACAUGCUGGUAGGGGCCGUGGGGGCUGCUGUCAAUGGGUCGGUCACACCACUCUAUGCCUUUUUAUUCAGCCAGAUUCUUGGGACUUUUUCACUUCCUGAUAAAGAAGAACAAAGGUCACAGAUCAAUGGUGUGUGCCUGCUCUUUGUAGUAGUGGGCUGUGUAUCCCUUUGCACUCAGUUUCUGCAGGGAUAUGCUUUUGCUAAAUCUGGAGAACUCCUUACAAAAAGGCUACGUAAAUACGGUUUCAAAGCAAUGUUAGGGCAAGACAUUGGCUGGUUUGAUGACCUCAGAAAUAGUCCUGGGGCACUAACAACAAGGCUUGCUACGGAUGCCUCCCAAGUUCAAGGGGCAGCCGGCUCUCAAAUCGGAAUGAUGGUCAAUUCCUUCACUAACAUCACUGUGGCCAUGAUCAUUGCCUUCUACUUUAGCUGGAAGCUAAGCCUGGUCAUACUGUGCUUCUUUCCCUUCUUGGCUUUAUCAGGAGCCAUACAGACCCGAAUGCUGACAGGCUUUGCCUCUCAAGACAAGGAGGCUCUGGAGAUCGCCGGCCAGAUUACAAAUGAAGCUCUGGGUAAUAUCCGCACUGUCGCCGGGAUGGGAAAGGAGAGGCAGUUUAUUGAAGCCUUUGAGACUGAGCUGGAGAAGCCGUUCAAGAACGCCUUUCGAAAAGCGAACGUUUAUGGAUUCUGCUUUGGUUUUUCCCAGUGCAUGGUGUUUGUUGCUAAUUCUGCUUCCUACAGAUACGGGGGUUACUUAAUCCCCAACGAGGGGCUCCAUUUCAGCUAUGUGUUCAGGGUGAUCUCUUCGGUUGUACUCAGUGCGACAGCCCUUGGAAGAGCCUCCUCUUACACCCCUAGUUAUGCCAAAGCUAAGAUAGCAGCUGCACGCUUUUUUCAACUGCUGGACCGACAGCCCCCAAUCAAGGUGUAUAGCAGUGCAGGUGAAAAGUGGGACAACUUCCAAGGCCAGAUUGACUUUGUUGACUGUAAAUUUACAUAUCCUUCUCGACCUGAUAUUCAAGUUCUGAACGGUCUCUCAGUAUCAGUUCGUCCAGGUCAAACACUGGCCUUUGUUGGAAGCAGUGGUUGUGGCAAAAGCACCAGUAUUCAGCUCUUGGAACGUUUCUAUGAUCCUGACCAAGGGAAGCUGAUGAUAGAUGGGCAUGACAGCAAAAGGGUCAAUGUCCAGUUUCUCCGAUCAAACAUUGGGAUUGUUUCCCAGGAGCCAGUGUUGUUUGCCUGUAGCAUCAUGGACAAUAUCAAGUAUGGGGACACCACCAAAGAAAUCCCCAUGGAAAAAGUCAUAGAAGCCGCAAAGCAGGCGCAGCUGCAUGACUUUGUCAUGUCACUCCCAGAGAAAUAUGAAACUAAUGUUGGGGCCCAAGGGUCUCAACUAUCUCGAGGAGAGAAACAACGUAUUGCUAUUGCUCGGGCCAUUGUUCGAGAUCCUAAAAUCUUGCUGCUAGAUGAAGCUACUUCUGCCUUAGACACAGAAAGCGAAAAGACAGUGCAGGUCGCCCUGGACAAAGCCAGAGAAGGUCGGACCUGCAUUGUCAUCGCUCAUCGUUUGUCUACCAUCCAAAAUUCAGAUAUCAUUGCUGUAAUGUCACAGGGAAGAGUGAUUGAAAAGGGGACCCAUGAAGAACUGAUGGCCCAGAAAGGAGCCUAUUACAAACUCGUCACCACAGGAGCCCCCAUCAGCUGAUCUGAUCCAAGAACUUCAUGUACAGAUCAUGCACCAAUGACAGGAGGGCCAGGUUGUUUUUUUUUCUUUAAGGAGAAAUGAUUAUAUUUUACUUUUACAGACAUUGUCAUAUGUUGGGAUCCAAGUUAAUUUCUAAUGACCUUCAAUAAUAUCUUAGUUUUUAAAAUGUGUAUUUAGAAAAUGAAAGAAACUAGGGUUAGUAUGAGUGAAAAUCCAAUGUCAAGCAGGUGCUCAGCCAUUACCCAGUGGCUUUCUCCAUGCAGAAGCCAGUCCCAACUACAUGGGAAUUAACGAGAA
Messenger RNA from Lutra lutra (Eurasian river otter), 4635 nucleotides. It is a transcript of the gene ABCB11, whose product is annotated as ATP binding cassette subfamily B member 11. NCBI's taxonomy places the organism in Eukaryota, Metazoa, Chordata, Mammalia, Carnivora, Mustelidae. The coding region runs from base 361 to 4338 and encodes 1325 amino acids. The transcript is spliced from 28 exons. Gene Ontology annotation, biological process: transmembrane transport. Gene Ontology annotation, cellular component: membrane. The record is from RefSeq and is a predicted model, not a curated record. Gene Ontology annotation, molecular function: ATP binding; ABC-type transporter activity; ATP hydrolysis activity.